ACAGUCAGGAGUCCAUAGAAGAGCCGUCUGCGGUGGUGAACAGGCACUGCGGCGGUCACCUCUGUCUGCUUCACCUCCGGGUCCUUGCUGUAGGGUAAAGAAAGAUGGCGGCGUCCAUGCUAUGCAGGACGGCGGCGCUGUGUCGGUGCCGGUCGUUACCGGGACUUUCUUCUUCAAACACGGUCCUCUCUGCGGGCUGGCAGGGCGGGCUUUUGUCGCAGACUGCGGCUUACAACCCCAGACCUUUAAAGCUGAACCUCCAUGAGCCGUACCUCCCAGACAAGGACAGCGAGAAGACGCCGCAGUGGCAGAAGACGGCCCGGUACGACAGGAAGCUGUUCGGUCGGUACGGUUCGGCGUCCGGUGUCGACCCCGCGUCACUGUGGCCCAGCCAUGAGGAGCUGGACAAAAUCAUCGCGGAGGAAACCGAGUGGAACCCUCCGUUAGAGGUGAUGCUGAAGAACAUAGAGGCGAAGGAGAAGCUGGAAAGCGAGAAGCGGCUGGCAAGAGAGAAGCUCAUAGCAGCUAACAUGGCCAAAAUGCCCAAGAUGGUGGCUGACUGGCGCAGAGAAAAGCGCGAGACCAAGCAAAAGCUAAAGGAGGAGAAAGCCCGCCGUGAAAAGUUGCUGGCCGAGGCCAGAGAACGUUUUGGCUUCGCGGUGGACCCCCGCAGCAACAAGUUCUUGGAAAUGGUCGCUGAAAUAGAAAAGGAAGAGAAGAAGAAGAAAAAACUAAUGAAACGAAGAUUGAGAGAGGAACAGACGGCGACCACCACAACUCCUGCUACAUCCUCGUAGUCCUGGACUGAGUCACUCCAGAGAAGUUUGAUCUUCAUGUUGUGACCUGACUACAUCUUUAAUGACCUGAAUAAAAAAAAAAAA
Molecule: messenger RNA, 881 nt
Organism: Larimichthys crocea (large yellow croaker)
Lineage: Eukaryota; Metazoa; Chordata; Actinopteri; Sciaenidae
Gene: gadd45gip1
Product: growth arrest and DNA-damage-inducible, gamma interacting protein 1
Exons: 2
Coding region: 105-797 (230 amino acids)
Cellular component (GO): mitochondrion; nucleus
Source: RefSeq, a predicted model, not a curated record